This is a messenger RNA of Pelagomonas calceolata, 1212 nucleotides long. The record is from the annotation of a GenBank genome assembly. Lineage: Eukaryota; Pelagophyceae; Pelagomonadales; Pelagomonadaceae.
UGCACUCGCGCGCCACUCGGAACCACAAGCGCGUGGGCGGUGCCGUAGGGGCUCGUCUACGACACUUCUUGCAUCGAUCUCGCGCGCGGCGGGGCUGCCUUGGGGGUUCAUCCAUGGCGCGCCUCGUUGCCACCAUCGCGCUGGGGUGGGCAUCCACGGUCGCCGCGUACGAGCACGGAACAAGCACCGGCAUUGACGGCUGGCUCGAAGACCACAAUUACUUCCGAUGCCUGCACAACGCGGAGCCGGUCAGCUGGGACUACGGCCUCGAAGAAAAGGCCCGGUACCUCGCCGACCAGCAGACGAUGUCUCACACGCCGGACGUGUACAACGUGAAACCGUCGUCCGGGGAAAACAUCGCCAUGGGAGGCGGCACGUUCACGUGCGGCGACUACACCGGUCCCUACAACCAGAACUGCGCCACGUACAAUUGGUAUCACGAGUACACCGACUGCUGGAGCCCCGUUACCGGCUGGCAGCCGGGGAUGUGCACCAUCGGCCACUUCACGGCCAUGGUCUGGAAGGGCGUCACGAAGAUCGGCUGCGCGUCGAGCGGCAACUACCACGUCUGUGAGUAUGGAAGUGAUAGAUGCAUGGACGGCAUCGACGGCGGCUGCUCCAGCCCGUCGCCGCCGGGCGUGCCGAACUUUAACUCGGGCUCGUGCGGCGACGAGUGCGUCGAGGCGGCCGUCAACACCGAGACCGCGUGCAAGGCGACGAACGACGUCCUCCCCGAUCCCUCGGGAGACGCGGGGAGCUUUUCCUCGUGGUGGUGGCCAGUCUCCUCGAACAAGGGCGGCGAAUCUGGCGUCCUCUGGAAGGGCUUGCUUGCGUGGGCCGUCGUUAGCUGUGUGGAAAUCAAAAUUACGGCGCGUUCGUGCUGAAUCGUCGCGUCGUCCUCCACGCCAUCGACGCGACGCCUGCUCGAUGGCGUGGCGAUGCCGAUUCCUCACCGCUCGACCGAGCCAGCGCGGCCGCGUCGUCGCCGAGAAAUGACUUAGGGAAAGAAUUGUCGGGUGCACCCGACGCACUGGUUGAUUUCCACACAGGUCGUUAGUGUCAUUUGUUUUGCCAUCUUCGGCGCCGACGCCGCGGGCAAGUACCACAUCUGCGAGUCGAGCGAAGCGGCCAAGCCGGCUGGUGGCGCGCCGCCGGCAGGCGACGGCGUCGUCGAGGAGCAGCCGGAAGCCUCCGCCUAAUUAGCAGUAUGAA